Aureococcus anophagefferens is the source of this 1017-nucleotide messenger RNA. RefSeq lists its product as hypothetical. The record is from RefSeq and is a predicted model, not a curated record. Lineage: Eukaryota; Pelagophyceae; Pelagomonadales; Pelagomonadaceae. The transcript has a single exon. Bases 1 to 1017 code for a protein of 338 amino acids.
AUGGCGCCGCUCGCCUGGCCGCUGCUGUGGCGCGGGCUGACGACCUGCGAGGCGCUGCAGGCCGAAAAGCAACUCCUCGACCUCGGCGUGGGCGAGGGCCGCUGGCAGCGGUCGGACUCGCGGGCCAUCGGCGCGGACGACGACCGCGUCCACUCCGUCAGCGUCCGCGGCGCCGGGACCGAGACGCUCGUCAUGGUGCACGGCCUCGGCACGGGGAGCGGCAUCUUCUUCCGGAACCUCGGCCCGCUCGCGAGCAGCGGCGCGUGGGGCGCCGUGCACGCCGUCGACUGGCGCGGCGCGGGCCUCUCGGGCCGCCCGGCCUACCCGGCGCGGACGCACGACGACGCCGUGGACUGGCUCGUGGAGGGCCUCGAGGCGUGGCGGCGCGAGCAGGGCGUCGAGACGAUGACGCUGCUCGGCCACUCCAUGGGCGGCAUCGCCGCCGCGCACUACGCGGCGCGCCACGGCGACCGCGUCGACCGCCUCGUCCUCGUGGGCCCGGCCGGCGUCGAGCGGCGGCGGCGCCUCUACGAGAAGGGCGACAGCGCGCUCUAUGACCUCGCGUCGCGGCUCUGGGAGGACGGCUACCACCCGGCGGCCGUCGUCCGCGCGCUCGGGCCCUGGGGGAAGCGGCUCGUGGAGACCUACGCCGCGCGGCGCUUCCGGUGCAAAGUGCCGCUGUCGGACGACGAGGCCGCGGCGCUCGGCGAGUACCUGCACGCGUGCAACUCGCUCCCUGGGUCCUCGGAGAAGUGCAUGAACCAGCUGCUCGGGCCCAUCGCGCAGCCGCGCCAGCCCAUCGCGCCGCUCGUCGAGGCCCUCGCGUGCCCCGUGUCCUUCAUCUACGGCGAGCACGACUGGAUGCAGCCGGCGUCGGGCGCGAACGUCGCGCGGCGGCGCCUCGCCGCGGGCAAGGGCGCGUCCUGCGUCGUCGUCCCGGGCAGCGCGGGCCACUACGUGUUCCUCGAGGACCCGGCGGCCUUUCUCGACGCGCUCCUCCGGCGCGUCGGGACGUAA